UGUUUAAUGUUUAGUUUAGAUAAACACGUUCUAUAGACAUAAUCUAUUGUUUGAAGAUAUAUGAAUUAUUGAAUAACAAUUAAAAAACAAUGGCGGAUUUGAAUAACGAAAUGAAUCGGAAUUUGAGACACAAGUGCUUGAAUUUACCAACAGGAAAGAAGUAUUAUUUUUAUAUCGUAGCUGCCGAGGACGAUCGUGAACAAGUUGAGGAAAUUAUCAUCUUACUAAAAGAACGUUUCCACUUGAAAUGUUUAUAUGAUGUAGUUAGUUGAUUGUUACCCUGGUGUGGACAAGUUUAAUUUCAUGAAAGCGGGAAUGAAAGAGUCAGUAAAAAUUGUAUUAUUUCUGUCAUAGCGCUUUACAAACGACGAAUGGUGUAGUUAUCAACAAAAGAUUGCUUUAGCCGCAUCAUUCGAUGAGAAAAUUCCAUGUAUAGUUCCAGUUAUUCUUGAAGAUGUUGGCGAAGAAACAUUCUCUCUUCUUUCAUUUCUGACGUUUAUUAAUGCAAGAUGUGUCGAUGCAGCUGGGGUAGCCAGUAAAAUAGCAGAAUCCGUAGAGAGUUUGGAUUUGAGUAAGAGCAUGUUUCCACUAGAAUUCACGAACGUUAUAGCCAGAUUUGAAAAUGGGUACAGUGUUGAAAUUCCUGUCGAGAAAGACAAACUUCGAUUUAACAGACCUGCAAAGCGUAAGUUUCGCGUAAACAGAAAGUUACUUACAGAGCUAACAAAUAGUCAAAUGAAGGUUUCUGAAGGGCUUUUGCGCGAUGUUGUACAAUUAGUAAAUAGUGAUCCUGUGAUGAAGACCUACGACUUCUUGAAGAAAAGAAAUAUAGCUUGGUGGGGAAGUGUUUUACUUAUACCAUUGUUUUUAUUAUUGGCCACACUGGUUGCGUUAAUUGUACUAGUAGCCACUUCAACUAGAGACCGGCGGCUAGAUACCGUUGACUUUCCUUUCGUAUAUGUGCUGAUUAUGUUAGUGGGGACUGCUUUUGAAUUCAAUUCAACAAUAGCGGUCAUAAUGGUUUUGGCUGUUCCAAGAUAUUACCACCGAGAAAAGAUAGACAUAGACCUCCAGAUGAAAAUAUGCAGCCAGUUUUUAAGAAGAUGCAUCAGUAAUGACGUCAUCAUUGUUUUCUCGGGACGAAAGAAUCGCGAACCAAGCCUUCAAGUGGUCAGAUACAAUUUUAGCAAAUGUCAGGACUAUUUGGAAUAUUUUAUCCAAGAACGCCGCCAACUUUUACUAGCAGAUAUGAACAUCACCCCAAAGGAAUACGCUUUGAAUAUGAUUGAAAUUCAUACUGCCGAAAUAUCAAAAGUCAUGACCUUAAAUUACGACGACCUGCCUGAUGCAUCACAGAACCGACAUACCCUUAGAAAAGGAAAAGAAUGUCUCUGUCAAAGAAUAGAAAGAUGUCUCUCACAAGUCGAAAGAACAAACAUCAUUUGACAUUGCUUGUAAAAUGUUUAUUUUGGCUAGAGUGUGUUCGAAAAGACAGAACAGGCAAAUGUGCUCAUAAAGACGUUAUAACACUUGUGAAAUAAAAACAUCGCUUUCAUUUAAAUAUAGUUCAUAUAUAAGAAAUUUAAAAAAAACACAAGGAAACGGUCAUGGUAUAUGUAAAAGUUAUUUUAUUACAAUGAGUGAUAUACAAUAACUAUUAUGGAUCAAAUCACGCCGAUGCAGUCCAUUGUUUUCCUGAUAGAUGUAAGAAUAUGUAUUCACUUCUAAACAUUCAUUUGUCAGUGUAUCAGAUACCGUUGUAAAGUAAGUUACCAAAACAGAUUUUUUUGGUUUUCACAUUACUGUAAGAUAUUUUAUUUAGUAUUUAGGUAAAGUUCAGACACAAAGAACAAAUUUUCUUAAAUAUACAUGUUUAUUUUUUAAAUACUUGUACAGCAAAGGAUGCAAUAUCAAACAACAACGCACGCCAAACUGAUGCCUGAUUCCGUUUAGUUAUGCACUUUUACAGUGCAUAUAAAGACAUUUUCAGCUUGCCGUAUUGAAAGACAACAUGUGCUAUGCAAAAAAAAUUUAUAUCAGUUAUACAGAUCUUUGACAACAUUGUGUAUGUACAUUUAUUUGUAUAUAAAGCAUUUGUAAAAGAAUGUUGAUUCGUUUUAAACAACAUGUUAAAGUCUAAUCGGCGCUGUAAAGGCCAUAUGGUAACUUUUUUCCAGCUUUACUAGUGAAGGUAGACCUCAGGUGCCCAUCUGUGUGUUAAUUUAAUUAGAUCGGGCUGACGAUAAAAUAAGAGUGGUUCCUUAAAAUCCUUUUUCAGCUUCUUUUUAUUAAUAGAACGUCACCUUAAUCAUCCCAGUCCUGUCACUUUUCCCGUGAGAAGUUUUUAGGUUUACUAGACAAGACAAAUAUGAACGAUCACAGAAGAAAAAUCGCCUUUUAGCAACACUUCUACUUCGGAGUUAAAAGUUAGUUAAUGGGUAAAAGUAACCACGCUUAUUUCAUCCAGCAUUUAUCUAUAAUUAUUUCUUUUCUUAUUGUAUAAAUGUUUAAAUUAUACACAAACAAAUAUUCAUUAUACCGAAAACAUUUUGAAUGUUCGAAUAUAUCUUGUCUUUCCUAUUCAGGCUAUUCUACAGACAAUCUGACUGAACAAGCGUGGUGUAUCCCUCUGACUCUAUACCCCGUUUGUAACACAUACACCUUAUUACAUUGUGCCUUUUUGGAGAGGACACAACUAUAUCUAUGUUGCAUUACAUAAUAUAAAUAAGGUAGUAGUUACAAAAAACAAACAACCAAAGCAUAAUUACAUGCUGU
Ruditapes philippinarum (Manila clam) is the source of this 2775-nucleotide messenger RNA. RefSeq lists its product as uncharacterized. The transcript is spliced from 8 exons. The record is from RefSeq and is a predicted model, not a curated record. NCBI's taxonomy places the organism in Eukaryota, Metazoa, Mollusca, Bivalvia, Venerida, Veneridae. The coding region runs from base 580 to 1446 and encodes 288 amino acids.